Fraxinus pennsylvanica is the source of this 3432-nucleotide messenger RNA. The record is from the annotation of a GenBank genome assembly. Lineage: Eukaryota; Viridiplantae; Streptophyta; Magnoliopsida; Lamiales; Oleaceae.
AUGAAGAAAUUGAGAUCAGGUGAUAAUCUUGAGUCAAAUGUGGACAAGGGUAUUCCAAAAGAUUGGGGAAGGAGGGAGGACGAUUUGGGUUUGCACCGCUCAUCAUCUUCGCGUAGGAGCUCUUAUUACAGGUCUUCUGAGAGUGGGAAAAAGGGUUCGUCAUCGUCAUCAUCUAGGUAUGAUGAUCGAGAGAGUUCAAAAUUCGUUAGAAAGCGAAAGGAUUAUGAUUUUUCUAGUUACGAUAAGAGAAAGAACUACAAUCGUCACAAAGAUGGAAAUGAAAGAGAGAUUUUGAGCUCUUCCCCCCGGGCUGGAUAUGGCAAGGAUGGAAUGAAUAGUUAUGAAAGAUUUUUGGGACCAAGGAGAGACUUUCCGAAGGGGUUUAGGUCAGAAAGGGAUAGGUCGGGGAAGGAGGGUAGAGUAUCAUCUUGGUGGAAAUUUGGUGCUGUGAAAGAGAGUGAUGAUGGGACCGGGAGUGAUGGCAGUGAGUUAGUUAGAGAAAAUAGAGUUGAAUCAGAGCAUGUAGGUAAGGUGAAGUCUCCUCAGGGAAAGAGAGAUGCGAAAUCGCCAGCUUGGUCUAAGGACUCUGGUAUUGAGUGGUCGAAGAGUGUUGUCGAAGUCCAGAAAUGUGAAGAUUUGCCAGUGGAGUGUGGUGUCAGUGGUAGUGAAAGGGAAGAAGGGGAGCUGGAACCUGAUCCUCAGCCAGUAUCUUUAGGUGAUGCAGUUGUUAUGGAUGAAAGUGCUGUUGAAUUGAACUCCUCUCAGAAGGAGCUCAAUAGCGAAUGCCAUGGUGAGAAUAAUGUUUUUCAGGAGAAGGCAAAUUUCUUAUCUGUAGAACAAGAAGAUGCGAGUAAGGUGGACGACUGUGAGAAGGCAGCAAAAUUUGGACUAUCCAAAGAAGCCCAAGAAGUCCUGAACAAAGCUAUGGAGUUGCCAUAUUGUCCAGAUACUUCACUCCAAGGAACAGGCGGAAGUGGAGAUGAAAAUGUAACGACGAUAGGCAGUGGAGGUAGCAAUGAUGAAGAGGCCAUAAUAGAAGCUCACUGUGGGGAAAUUGAAGCUACGUGUGCCAUGAAUCCAUCAGCGUCAAAAGAGGAACAAAAGGAAGACAAGGGUGUUGAUGUCGAAGUUAAGGAAGUUGAUACUGAUAUGGCUGAAAAUGAGAGAUUUAGAGAAGAAAGUGAAGUGCCUGUGAUAGAGCUGACAGGGCAAAAUUUGAAGGAUAAGGGCGAAAUUGUUGCAUUAUUUUCAACAAAUAAUUCUAUUCAUGCUGAAGGUUUGGAGGUUGAAAACAUUUCAAAGGAGGACCUAGAAAGAUUUGGAGAGAAUGAAAUGGAAGAUCCAAGUACAAAGGGAUUCGAAUUUUUCUCCACUAAUCCAGUUAAAGAGCAGGACAAAGUUGAGCAGUCAAGUCAUAACCAGCCUAAAGAUGAAAAAUUGGCUCUUGAACUUUCUCUUAGUUUGCCUAAUGUUUUAUUACCCAGCGGUGCUCAUAAUAGAGGCCUGGCACUUGGUUCUCCUAGUCAUGGAAAAAGUGCUCAAUCCUUUCCUAGCACAUUUCACACUAAUUCUGAUGGAUUAACAAUGUCAAUGUCUUUUUCAGGCUCUCAGCAGUUCUCUCACAAUCCUAGCUGUUCACUGACUAACAACACAUUUGAUUAUGAGAAAUCUGUCGGUAGUCGGCCCAUAUUUCAGGGAGUGGACUGGAAAUCUCUGUCUUCAGAUGAGAAUAAAAACAAAGACAAUUUGGUGUCUCAAGGCAUGGGAUCCGAAGGAAAUGGCUUACAGAAGCACUCUCAAGCAUUUCGAGUGAAUUUAAGUAGACAAGCUGUUCCAAAAGUACCCGAUGAAUUAGAAAAGCAGGUACGUUUUAAUACACUCUUAUCUGGAGCACAUAGUGUUGAGUCUCAUGAAAAUGGACCACAAUAUAGCAAAGAAAGAAGACAAGUAACGAAAGAGAAAGAUAGUGGUACUUUACCUAGGAUCAAUUACACAGAUGGAGAAAAGCAAGCAUUGGUGGUUGGAGCUGACUUUGCUGAGUCAAUAAUUACUAUGAUAGUUUCUGAACCUGUAGAGUCAAUGGCCCAGAGGUUUAAUGAUAUAGCCGAAAAGCAUGUGGCAUGUGUGAAGGAUUUUGUCCAUGACAUCAUCUCAAAUCCAGGUAAGCGGCCGCAGCUGAGUGCUUUGCAGAAAGUAUUGCGGAACAGGUCAGACAUUCAGCUGGACGUUCUAAUGAAGUUGCAUCGUCCUCAGUUGGAGAUCUUGGUGGCUCUCAAAAUGGGUCUGCAAGUAUUCCUCAAGCAAAAUCACAACAUACCGCCUUCUGAUUUGGCGGAGAUAUUUUUAAAUAUGAGAUGUAGAAAUCUCACUUGCCGGAGUCUUCUGCCUGUGGAUGAAUGUGAUUGCAAAAUAUGUGUGCAGAAGAAUGGCUUUUGCAGGGAGUGCAUGUGCCUUGUGUGUUCCAAGUUUGACAUGGCCUCUAACACAUGUAGUUGGGUUGGGUGCGAUGUAUGUCUGCAUUGGUGCCAUGCAGAUUGUGGGUUACGGGAGUCUCACAUUAGAAAUGGACACAGUGUAUCUGGUUAUCAAGGCACUACAGAAAUGCAGUUCUAUUGUGUGGCCUGUGAUCAUCCUUCUGAAAUGUUCGGUUUUGUGAAAGAAGUUUUCCAGAACUUUGUCAAAGAAUGGACGGCAGAAAACCUUUCCAGAGAACUUGAAUACGUGAGAAGAAUAUUUUUUGCUAGCAAGGAUGAAAGAGGGAAACAACUUCAUGGGAUCGCCAUUCAGAUGCUAUCUAAAUUGAAAAAUAAAGCUGGCCUUCUGGAGAUGCAAAAGCAAAUCAUGGCUUUCUUCAGUGAAGUUGAUUCGCUUAAGCCUGGGAACUCUUCUGCUUACUCCAGGAAAGACGUGCCAAGAAAAAUUCAAGAAGGCCAUAAUCGCAUUUCUGGUUCCAGUCAAGGUGCUGCGUGGUUAAAAUCUAUUCAUUCAGAGAAGGCUCCUCGCGUGGAAAAUUCAAUCAGUUUACUUCCUAUCUUUGAUCCAAAAAGGAAUGAUAAAUAUACAAGCAGCUUGGAUUUGCACACAGAUGUUCGAAAAGAAUCAGCUUUCGAGGAAUUGGAAGGCAUUGUGAGAAUUAAACAGGCUGAGGCUAAGAUGUUCCAAACACGUGCAGAUGAUGCGACAAGGGAAGCUGAAGCUCUGAAGCGCAUAACAGUCCCAAAGAAGGAAAGAAUUGAAGAAGAAUAUGCAAACCGGAUCAUGAAACUACGACUGGCCGAGGCUGAGGAGAUGCGCAAACAAAAAGUGGAAGAGCUCCAGGCUUGUGAAAGAGCAUAUCAGGAGUACUUUAAUUUGAAAAUGAGGAUGGAAACAGAUAUCAAAGACCUUUUAUUGAAAAUGGAAACUACGAGACGAACUUAUCCACACAACUGA